Messenger RNA from Cyclocybe aegerita, 1407 nucleotides. The record is from the annotation of a GenBank genome assembly. Lineage: Eukaryota; Fungi; Basidiomycota; Agaricomycetes; Agaricales; Hemipholiotaceae.
UGGCCGCAUUAGCUGAAGAUGACGUAAGGUGGACCACCGGCCCGUCUCGACAAGGGCUUCGGAACCGUUCGAUUCGGAAAUCCAACACACGUUUCAACGACCGUUGUGCACUGCAUUUCUGGAGCAGGAUGUCGCAAGGAGAGAUACGGUUAUCCUCCACCAUACAAUCAGAAACAGCUGAAAGAGAUAGAGCCACAUGUCGACUGUGUCGAAGGCAGUUCGCAAAGUAUACGUGCCCGACAUGCAAUGUUCCCUACUGCUCCAUUACCUGCUAUCGCUCUCAGGUUCAUAACCAAUGCUCAGAGGGUUUCUACAAGAAAGAAAUCGAGAACGACAUACAUGCAGCGCCAUCCAAGACAGCCGAGCAAAGGCAGCAGAUGAUAGAACUGCUCAAGAGGUUCGAAGAAGAGAACAAUACGGAACAAUCGCUGCUGCAAGGGGAUGAAGAGGGGGACGCGGAGGACCCUUUGAGUCUGGCGAGGCGGUUUGAAUCAAUUGAUAUCGGGUCAGCCCCACCUGAUGCCCUUUGGUCGAUGCUUACUCCAGAAGAACGGUUGAAGUUCACCAAAGCCUUGUCAGAUCCCACUAGCGGACUGGCCCAGCAACUCUUAGCCACAGAACAAUUGGAACAAGAGAUCCAAGAACCAUGGUGGGAAGCGCCGAAUGAGCCGAAAGACCAAUGUGAAGAUGGUCGACCUACGAACACCGCACUCCGCUAUGGCGCCAAACCGAAAAUGAUGAGCGUCCCUCUGUCGAUGGUGAAGAAGAUACCGACGCCGGCGGCCCACACUUUAGUCUAUAAUAUGGCCACGAUCUGGCUUUCGUAUGCUUAUAUCACACGGUACCUGGGAGCUUCUCUGUGCACCUUGCAACCAGACGAUCCGGACUUCGAUGAGGCACGACGACUGGUGUCGUGGUUGGUGCCUUUUUUAUUGGACCGGAAAUCCACCACAAUUUAUUCUAAUUUGUCUGCUGCGAUAACAGACCUCUGGUCGUCACUAAAUCCUGGCACCAUGACAAGUGAACUCCUCUCACUUUUGCUGCGAGAUGCAGCAUUUUUACUCAACCCUCGCCGUGUAACCGAAAUAACGUCGGAGGUAGUGGAGGAAUCAGCACAGGAAACACUCGUGCCUGCUUCACACCCCCACAACAUGCCGAUGCUUGUUCUCUCGGAUCUCCAUGGACUAUUCUUGAAUAGGCCACCCAAGACACCCGUGAAUCAUAUCACUCGCAAGAUAGUUUUCUACGCCGCACACGUCCUGUCGACGCCGAGCCUGGUUCUGGAGACCUUGGUACGCGAGCUGGUCUCGACAGCUGAGAAAUACGCCCAGGCAGAAGGCUUGGAGCCUGCACGCAUGGAAAGAAAUGGGGAAGUGCGGAACGAACGGCUGGUGGAAGAGGUGUGAG